AUGAUUACAAAUAAAUCAAAGUACUAUUUUUUUUUAAUUUUAAUUUUUAUAAAUUUUUAUUUAAUUAAUUGUCAAGAAGAAUAUCCAAUUGAUCAAACAGGAAAAUGCGAACCUUAUAUUGGAGAUAGUCAAAUUACUAAAUGUUCAACAUUUUUACCAAAUAUAAAUUCUAUCUAUGUUUCGGCCAAUUCAACACAAAAAGAUUCAAUGAAAACAUUGGAUAAUUAUUUUGGAUUACUUUUAGCUGUUGGAAGUGAAAAAUGUAAAGAUUCGUCACUUACAUAUCAAACAUUAUGUUCAAUGUAUUUAAAAGAAUGUGAAAGUUUUACAGAUAAUUCAACUUUAAAAACAGUUUCAAUACCAAAAAGAAUUUGUCGUAAAACAUGUAAUGAUGUAACUAAAUUAUGUAAUAUUGAAAGUUUAUUUAAUUGUAGUCAAAAUGAACCAAUUAAUAAUUUACCAUUAUGUCCAUUGAAUUAUUCAAUCUAUGAUUUAUCAUUAGUUAAUGGUGAUAGUAAUUAUGAAUUACAAUGUUAUUCACCAUUAUCAAAUGAUAGUAUUGAAAUCCCAGUUACUAAUUAUUGUCCAUUUCCAUUGAUUUAUAUUAAUUCUACUGAUCAUUCAGCAGAUGAAGAUAGAGGAUACAUGUUUGUUUCAGGUAAUUCAAAUUGUGUAGUACCAAAUCCAGUACCGUUAUAUACACCAAAACAAUGGGAUAGAUUAUAUGAUCUAUCAAAUUCAUUAUCGGUAUUAUCAUGUGUUGGGACAUUAUUCCUAUUAUUUACAUUCAAUAUUUUAAAUAAAAAAAUUAAUAGAUUCGAUAGGAUGAAUUCUCUUUUUAAUGGCUCAGUUUUUAUGAUGUCAUUAUCUGGUGUUAUCAUUCUAUUUGCAGGUGGUCCAAGAGCAUUAAUUAAAGAUGGUGGCGCUCGUAUUUCAGUUUGGCAAGAUCCAUUAUGCUCUGCAACAGGUUUCAUUUUCCAAUUAUUUUCAAUUGCUGCAAUUUUAUUUUGGGUUGUAAUGUCUUUUGAAUUAUGGUAUAAAAUUAAAUUUAUGACUAAAAAAUUAGAUUUAAAAAAAUAUUAUAUACCAUUCAUUAUUAUAGUUUCAUUAGUAUUUAGUAUUAUACCAUUAGCAACUAAAAAUUAUAGAAUGAUUAGAGGAAAUAUGCAUUGUUGGGUACAUACAACAAAAUUACAAAAUUCAUUAUUUUGGAUACCCUUAGGUAUUGCAAUUACAAUUGGUACAAUAUUUAUUGGAUUGGUAAUGUUUGAAAUUCAUAGAAUUGUAAGCGCAAAUUCUAAAGGUGGUGUAUUAAAAUUAGAAAUUAAAUCAAUUUUAAAUGUUGCAUUAAUUUAUUUAACAUUCAUUUACUUAUUUGCAUUUAAUUUCUAUAUGAAUGGUCAAGAAGGUGUGGUUUAUGGUCAAAUUGAAUCAUUCUAUCAAUGUACACUUGAAAAUGAUGCAUCUGAAUGUACAAUUCAAGGACCUUCAAUUGGUUCACUUGGGUUCUUUAUAUUUUGUAUUAGAAUUUAUGGUGUUUACUGCUUCAUAUUACAAGGUUUAAAUUAUAGAGCUUAUAAUAUAUGGAAAGAAUCAAUUUUCUUUAAUAAUAGAUUUGUAUCAUACAUUAAAAAUAAUAUUCUCAAUAUUGAAACUUCUUCAACUGGAAGUGGUGGAACUUCUACAACUGCAUCAGCAACAACAACAACAACAACUAAAAAACACAACGGUAUUGACAGUUUAAAUAUUGAUUCAGCUUUCUCAAAAAAUAAUGAAUCAGACGAUGAAGAUGAUUAUGAUCCAUAUAAAAAAUCUAAAAAUAAUAUAACUUUAAAAGAUAUCGAAGUUUCAAAAUCUUAA
Molecule: messenger RNA, 1860 nt
Organism: Dictyostelium discoideum AX4
Lineage: Eukaryota; Evosea; Eumycetozoa; Dictyosteliales; Dictyosteliaceae
Gene: fslL
Product: G-protein-coupled receptor family protein
Exons: 4
Coding region: 1-1860 (619 amino acids)
Biological process (GO): cell surface receptor signaling pathway
Cellular component (GO): membrane
Molecular function (GO): transmembrane signaling receptor activity
Source: RefSeq, a predicted model, not a curated record